Molecule: messenger RNA, 567 nt
Organism: Chilo suppressalis (striped riceborer)
Lineage: Eukaryota; Metazoa; Arthropoda; Insecta; Lepidoptera; Crambidae
Source: the annotation of a GenBank genome assembly
CCGUUGUAAAUAACAUCUGACCUCCCGAGUCCUCUCGUAUCGUCGCGUCGUCUCACUUACAUUCAUACCAGUAAGUCGGUAACAGCGUCCAAACAAGCUCGUUCAAAAUGUUGAAACUCCUCACAAUAUUUAGCGCUUUAAUGGCGAUUACUUACGCCAAAAGUGUCAUCGUAGGUCAAAUCUACGACUACAAUGGUGUUGUUCGGAAAGUAUAUGAGAAGACCGUGGAGACCAGUGGUAUACCGUUGAUAAAGAGGGAGCAGGAAGUGUACUUCGAGUAUGCAAUAGGAGACCAGAAGAUCAAAGGUAUAGCGAUCAAGGAUUUGGACAAUGGACUAGCUGAGCCGUCUAUAACUCGUGGAGGACUGGGUUUCAACUUCGCCAAUAUCAAAUUGAAGAGUGAACGAGGUUCCGGCUAUCGAUUCCUGAUUGAAAUCUACGCUUGAUUUGUUCCUGUUAUUGAUUUAAAUACGUAUCGAUUCCGUUUGUGAUUGAGAUCUGAAUACUCGAAUUUGUUUUAAGUAAAAUGUUUUUUUUUAUUGUGAUUUUUUUAUUGGUUCUUUAAAC